Molecule: messenger RNA, 4943 nt
Organism: Lates calcarifer (barramundi perch)
Lineage: Eukaryota; Metazoa; Chordata; Actinopteri; Centropomidae
Gene: arhgap19
Product: Rho GTPase activating protein 19
Biological process (GO): signal transduction; regulation of small GTPase mediated signal transduction
Cellular component (GO): cytoplasm
Molecular function (GO): GTPase activator activity
Source: RefSeq, a predicted model, not a curated record
CGACAAACUACCAAUGGGUGAUGAGAUGGGCGGGGCCCGGAGGAUAACAGCGGAGGAUUCAAACUGAACAUGGCUGCGGGGAAAGAUGUCGAUGAAAACACUCAAAAUAGAAGAGGUACAGUGUGCAGUAUGGUGAUCAACCAUGAGGAAUCCCCCGGGGGCUCUCGCGCUGGCCGACCACCUGUCAUCUUCAAUCCAGACUUUUUUGUGGAGAAACUCCGCCACGAGAGCCCAGAUGUUUUCCUGGAGCUGGUGCUCAGUAACAUCACUCGUCUUAUUGAUCUUCCUGGGACAGAAUUUUCGCAGCUCCUCGGCGAAGAGGGCCCUAAGACCCCAACAGGUGGAAAUGGAGGCUUCUUUCGUUCUUUCAACUUCCUCAAACGCAAAGAUAAAGGCGUAGUGUUUGGAACCCCACUGACAGAAAGCUGCAUCGCCCAGAUCUACCAGCUCAUUGAGUACCUCAGCAAAAAUCUACAUGUGGAGGGGCUGUUUCGGGUGCCAGGAAACAGUGUUCGGCAGCAGGCCCUUAAAGAGCUCCUUAACAGCGGGGCUGAUGUCGACCUGGCGUCUGGAGACUUUCACCCAAACGAUGUGGCCACGCUGCUCAAGACUUUUCUGGGAGAACUGCCCGAGCCCUUGCUCACACACAGACACUUCCACGCACACCUAAAGAUAGCUGAUAUGACUCUGUUUGACGAACAAGGCAACAAGACUGCGAUACCCAACAAGGAGCGUCAGAUCGAAGCCCUGCAGCUUCUCUUCCUGCUGUUACCCCAGGCCAACCGCUCACUGCUCAAACUGCUGCUGGACCUGCUCUACCACACUGCCAAGCAGCAGGACAAGAACAAGAUGUCCGCCUUCAACCUGGCCCUCAUGUUUGCCCCGCAUGUCCUGUGGCCCAGACACAUGACAGCUGGUGACCUGAAAGACAAUCUGAAGAAACUGAACAACAGCAUGGCAUUCCUCAUCAAACACUCGCAGAAACUCUUCAGGGCUCCAGUCUACCUGCGGGAAUAUGCCAGAGUGCACUUUACUGGGACUAAGGCUCUGCACACCAAGGACGAUCUGGAGCUGCUAGCGGCGAGCAGCUCCCCUGCUCAGCGGACUGCGUUGCCCCUAAAGAGGACGGCUGUUCUGGGCCCCAGCUCUCAGGAUCAGUGCCAGUCUCCAGCUCAACAGUACACAGAGGAGGCCCUGAAGGAGCUCUUCAGACACGUCCACCACAACAUGCCAACUCCGCCUAAGAAAAAGAAACUCGUCCGACAGUUAGUCAAACAGACAAACUCAGGGACCCCCACCAACGAGAACCACCAGGGCCCCGCAGCUCCCAGCAAGAAACAUCCCCGUUCACGAUCCUUUGGUGGCCUCAUCAAGCGCAAAGCUCGUGGGGAGCAGCUGACAGCAGAGAGACGAGUCAGACACAUCUCCCCCGACACCGUCACCCGCACCGGAAGAAAACCUGGUAAAGAGAACGUCGUCCUCCAAGCGGUGAACAGCCCAUUAAAUGGUCCUGUGUUGGGAAAGGCGGGGCUGGUAGUAAAAAACCCAGACUUUACUUUUACUAAGGACAAAGCUCUGAAGGUUUCCAAGGACUCCCCCUCAGUGGCCAGGAUGUGUUUCUCUCCUGCUCAGGAGGUCUCAGCAUAAAACCCGACAUGUGCUUCUCAUCUCAGAGCAGAUAUGGGCAGUAUUAAUAUUAUUAAUCCUCAUGGUUAUCAUUCUGUUUUGAUUGUAGUAAGUAUGUUAUAACUGUGACUAAUAUAAAGCAGUUUUAGCCUCAGCCAGAGCAGCCAAACCAAAGUCAGGAACUCUGUCUGUCUGUCUGUCUGUUUCCACUGCUGGACAUCGUUAACAAACUGAAUAAAAUCCUCCAUGCAGCUUUUAUUUUAUACGGCAUUAAGUUUGGGAUGGUUAACAUACAAUGCAACUUAUUUCCACAUCAAGAUUCUGAUUGAUUCAGGCAAGAAUCACUAAUAUUGAAUUAUCAGCCACAGGGUCCAUAGAGGUUGCCUCUGUAAGAAUAAGCUCAUGUUUAGGACCCUGAUAAAGUCAGAAGCAGAUCUUGUUUAUUUAACAACAUUUUAAAAUUCUUUAAACUAAUUUUGAUAUUAUUUAUUGAAGGUUAUUUGUGAUUUGAUUUCAGUCACAUAAGACAUUAUUCUCAGUCAUUUUUGUUCGUCUUAUUUUGGAAAUCAGUUGUGAUGAGAGAGGAUGUAGGGCUGGACGAUACAACCACUUAUGAGAAUCACAAUAUUAUACAUUUUGACCAAUAAAUAAUUGAAGCAAAUAAAAAAUUUAGAUUUUUUUAAACUGCGCCACCUGGCACGAUUGCAAGUCCUGUAUUAUACAGUCUCUUACAAGAUCACGCCAAGUUAUUCACACAAGCAUUAAUCCUCAUCAUGGUGGACGGUACUCUGUUUUGAAUAAACACUGCUCUAAUCUUUGUGGUUAUCGCUCAGCUCUGCCUCACUGUGAAUCAUUUAACCAGUCUCUUUCUUUGGUUUGGCUUCACUGGCUCUGAGCUGCUUGUGCCAGUUAUCACUUGAAACUUGUUUUGUUGGCUACUGUAUCAGAAUCUAUGACCACUAGCUAGCUGAGCUAACAGCUGUAGCAUGCAGAAUAUGUAUAAAUGUUGUACUGUGUGUGUGUCUGUAUGUGUGUGUGUGUGUUUAAAGUUUUUAGACGUUGUGAUGUGCGCUCUUGGUACAAAAGUUGGUUACGAUAUUUGGGUGAGAAUCUCUUGGUAUUUUGCUGCUGAUCCAGAAUCAGUGAGCACUAAGUUUGGCAUUAUUUUUCUAAUGUUUUAUCCUGAUGUGAAAAAUAGGAUUUAAUUAACAAUCAUUACACUUUACUACUCUCACAGGGUUGUCGAUUAUGAAACCAUUGACUGGUUUCAUAAUGUUUGUAAAGCUAUCAAAUAUGAAAUAUUACAUUCCCAGAACAUGUCACAGGACUUAUAAUAUUUUUAAAAUGUUUUAUUUUAUUUUUUUACUUCAACUGGGGUCAUGGUUUGUGAGAUUUGUUAUGUUGAUGGUUUAAAUGAAAGUUGAAAGGAUGCUUUUGUAUGUGUUUACUCUGAUGGAAAUGAGCAGUAAUCUGUUACAGAGGGGUCCUCUCUUCUUAACAUGGUCUGUAUGUGGUCCAGUAUCUGAGGGCAGAUGUGUUGAGAGGAGGCACGAGUCCAGGUAAAGUAAGAAAGGAGCUUUAACAUGUUUGGAUGUCAGACAUUGUCACCUGUUUCUGUUUCAGCACAACUGUUAAAAACAUAAGCCUGUUACAGUUACUAGUGUAUAUAUGUAAAGAGACGACAGGGACACAAAAUGUUUGAUCAAAGGGACAUGAAGUAAUUUACAGGAGGAAUUAUACAACUUCUCAUGGAGUUUCUUUACAAAACUCUACAAAAUAAUAAUUUUAAAAACUAUCUAUAAUGUGUAAACCACCAACAUCAGUGCAGUCUGUUGCUGGAUUAGAAUACAGUAUAAAUUUGCAAAAUUGUGAUUCAAAUCCAUAAAUCUCUCUCAAAAAAUAAGUAAACUAUUGCACAUUUUUUGUUACUUGAUAUUUUCCUUCCAUCUUAAAAAACGAGGGAAUAGAAAAUUAAAACAAUGCAGAUACAUUGUGAGUUUUUUGUAUUUGCAGAAAGUAAAAGUGUUACUUAAUGCCCCUUUGACAGUCUUCAUUGUAUUCAUAUGUUGUUCUUGGUUCCUGAAACUUCACUGUUCAUGGCUUGACUUAAUGUCUGCUCAGUUUGUUGUAUAGUGAGUACGGAUGCACCGGUACCAGUUCCAGGAACUAAAUUUCUUUGUUUUGUUUUUUUCCUGGACAGAGAAAUUACAUGUUUUUUCCAACACCCCCACUUUUUGUCGAGUUUGAUGCAACACAUGGUUUAUGCUCAUGGAUACAUUAUUGGUUUGGAAAAUCUUCUAAGACCUGAUUCGUUUUGUUUUUUCUCAGUCUGAUGUUGAGGAUCUGUUAUCGGUGCAUCCUGUUUUGAAAGUGUUGUGGAUGUUGUAACGAUGGGUUUGUAGGAAGUGAUCGAGGUGUUGAACGUGACUGACGUGUCAGCUGCAGACGAACACUAAAAGAGCUCCUUUUGUUUUAUGGUGUAAUGUCAUGAAGGCGUCACAGGACCCUUUUCUUUUUUUGGUUUUGACUGAAUUCAUCUCUGCAGAGAAGCAGCCCUUUGAAACUGGAUUGAGAUUGUUUACUUUUCUCUCGACAUCUUCUCAUCCUUUUCAGUUCUCUGAAGUUUUAAGGGAGAGCUGCUGGAUUUAUUGCUGUUUGGUUUACAGAAAUGUUUAUUUUAUGUUGGUGGGAUUUAGCAACAAAACAAGCAAGAUUUAAGGUACACUGAUGUUUUUUAAGCCCCUUUUUAAAUUUUGUUGUUCAAAUGGGAGCAGUUACAUUCUGUAUGAUGUAUGAUUUAUAUUUGAAACACAAAAUACCCCUUAGUUUUUUAAGUGUCAGUGUUGCACGUUUUAUUUUUCUCCUUUACAUAAAUGUGAAAGGUUUAGUUACUGAUCUCUGCUUGCUGUGCACGGUCUCUGAUGAGUUCUUCUGUACACUGUGAAAAUGAAGAUAAAUACUGAUGAGAACUGAACGUGACAAAAGUGAACAUGUUGAAUUUUACUCCCCCUUUUUUAAAAUGUUGCCUCAUGUGUUUAAGUGCACCUUUUCUCUUAAUGUGGGUGAAUCAGAUGUGAAGAAACACUAUCUUUUUAUUAGGUUAAAGGUGAUCAUCUAAAGCUUUUGUCUUCUCAUUUGUCCAAGCACAAUUUUUCCAUUGUCAUGAUGAGCUCAUCUGUGACUGUGGGACCAUGUGGUUUAAACUGUGGUAACCUUUUUUUGUGUAUUCUAGUGUAAAAUAAGUUAACCCUGUACAUUGAAUUCCUUGGCGAAUGGUCCGCUUUGGAUUAAAACUUUUUUUUAUGUUUCCUACCGUC